AUGGAAUCUAGGCCUGGUCUGUCUGUGAGUGUUAACGGUAUCUCGGAUCCUAAGUGUGUUGCUAACGUGUUUAUGGAACAGUUCAAUGUGAAGUGCUCUUCCACCGCCGUCGGCGAGGCCGAGCCGCAGCAGGUGCUCGAUGCUGGCGGAGUGGACGGGGAGUCGCAGACCAGGUUCAGUGCUAGCGACAGGAAUAGUGUGCGUUGGGGUGACGUGAUGUCCGACGAGUACGGACUCGAGUGCGGGGUAAGGCAGGGGGGGUUGACCUCCCCCAAGCUGUUCAAUCUGUAUAUGGAUGCCCUGAUCGGUGGGCUCAGCAGUACUCAUGUCGGUUGUCAUGUAGAUAGGGUGUGCUUUAAUAACAUAAGUUAUGCCGAUGACAUGGUACUGCUGAGCCCAUCGGUCGGCGGUAUAAGAAUACUAAUUGAGAAGUGCGAGUCUUAUGCCCAAAAACAUAACUUACGAUAUAAUGUCGCGAAAAGUGAGUACAUGGUUUUCAAGGCGGGGAGCAGGUGCCCAUCAUACGUCCCACCCAUUCGUUUGAAUGGCGAGCAGCUGAGGAGGGUAUAUUCAUUCAAAUAUCUUGGGCACUUGAUCACCGACGAUUUGCGUGACGACGCGGACAUUGAACGCGAACGUAGGGCAUUAGCUAUUAGGGCUAAUAUGAUCGCCCGUAGGUUCAGCGGGUGUACAGCGCAAGUUAAAAUAACACUUUUUCGAGCGUACUGUACUUCGCUGUACGCCUGCAGCCUCUGGACGAGGUACACGCAGCGUCCUAUGAAUGCCAUGCGUGUACAGUACAACGACGCGUUCAGGGUACUGUUGCGUCUGCCGCGAUUCUGCAGCGCGUCGGGCAUGUUCGCCGACGCGCAUGUGGAUGGUUUCCACGCGACGCUGCGCAAGCGCUGCGCCGCGACGCUCCGAAGGGUGCGCGACAGCCGCCACAGUCUCCUGACCGUCGUGGCAGGGAGAUGGGACAGUGCACUUAUUAGGCACUGGACCUCCCAACAUCUUAGUUUAGGUACUAACAUAGUAAUUUAAGUAUAAUUGUAACUAACAAAAUAUG
Cydia strobilella is the source of this 1066-nucleotide messenger RNA. RefSeq lists its product as uncharacterized. Bases 1 to 1041 code for a protein of 346 amino acids. The transcript is spliced from 2 exons. NCBI's taxonomy places the organism in Eukaryota, Metazoa, Arthropoda, Insecta, Lepidoptera, Tortricidae. The record is from RefSeq and is a predicted model, not a curated record.